AUUCUCUCUGCCUGUUUCCCCCAUCGUUCCUUUUUUAGUUUACUCCAUGUCGAAUCCAAUAGCUGAUACAGCAGACUACUUUACUCGCUAUAAUAAGCAACAGCAGUAUCAGCAGCAGUUUGAAGAACUACCACGUCAUAUACCAGAACGACCUUGGACUCGUGUACUUGAUCGUAUAUCCUUUCUGAUUCCACCUGCUUACUUCCAUGGAGAUGAUGACUCUGUUUACAAUGAUCGAGACACAUUUGAACUCAUGAAAAGUAAAGCUUCUAGUGAAGACACGACUCUAGAUGAAGCCUACAGUAGCUCUGCUGCAAAAAGUAUCAUUGAUAUCAAGCCUGGGGAAGAAGAAGAAAGGUUACCAUCGGCUGCUGACCUUUCGAAAGCAAUGACUCCUGAAAAAGAAGCUAGUGAUUAUUUCACCCAUCCUUUUCCUGAACAACAACAUCAACAUCAACAAGAAAAUAGACGAGAUAUCAGUGAUUAUUAUAGAGCAGUCGCUCCUCCCGAAGAAGGUCGAAUAAAAGACAAAUGGGACAGAACAAUCGAUAAAUUGAAGUUUAUUGCUAACCUAACAAGUCAUCAGCCAGUUGUAGUACAGCCUAUUCUAGGCCCAUCCCACACUUUAGCCACUUAUUAUCCUCCCGCAUUUGAUCCUGUGUUUACCGCAUUUGCAAGAGAUGAAUACGGAAGAAAAUUACCACCUAUAUUACUGCAGUGUAUUUAUGCCACAGUGACCGACUCUGAAUAUGUUGAUGGUAUCAAUCAGUGGGUGUUUCGAGUAGAGUUACAAUAUGGCGAUGUCAAAUGGGUUAUUCGUCGAAACAUUGCUGAUUUUAUGGCACUCCACUUUAAACUCAAAGUCAAGUCAAACUUGUACGACUACGUUCCUGAUCCGCCCAAUUUUCCAAACCAGCUAUCCAAUCUGCUGGAUACAGCCAAAUCGACCAUUGGCCUUUUUGAAAGCAAACAGAUCAACUAUAAUCGACGCGCUACUUUGACAGAUUACCUCAGAGCUCUUCUCUUACGUGCACACGUCACAGCAAGCUAUGACAUUUGUGAGUUUCUUGAGUUAUCAGCUAUCAGUAUUGCGCAUGAUAUGGGAUGGAAAGGUAAGGAAGGCUAUCUGAAGAACCGUAUUCGAUAUGUAGCACCCAAAUGCUUUUGCAUCUCAAGAAUCACAAAAAGAUGGACAACAGAAUGGAUCAUCUUGCGUGACUCAUACAUGGCCUUUAGUAAAGACGCAGCCUCCUCAGAACCAACAGACGUUCUCUUGUUCGACAGCUCACUUCGUUUUGAGGUAUUGGAACCUCGAGUUUAUUUAGGAAAUUAUCACAUCAAGAUACGUAACCAGUCAAGAGAAAUAGAGAUUAAAGGAACAAAAAGAGAAAUAGAUCAAUGGAUUGAAAGUAUUGAAAAGGUAAAGAGUGAAAGUCCUUGGGUAUAUCAUCAUCGUUUUGCAUCGUUUGCUCCAAUUCGUCAUAAUGCAAAAGUGAAAUGGUUUGUUGACGCUGAAAAUCACUUCAAUGCUGUGGCUGAAGCUAUUUUGUCUGCCAAAGUCGAAAUAUAUAUCGCUGACUGGUGGCUGUCACCCGAACUGUAUCUGAGAAGACCUCCAGAAGAAAAUGAAGAUUUUAGGCUCGACAGAUUAUUGAAGCGUAAAGCAGUCGAAGGCGUCAAGAUCUAUAUUGUUGUCUAUAAAGAAAUGUCACUUGCUUUAACCAUUGAUUCUGUACAUACAAAGCAAACACUUCAAAACUUACAUCCAAAUAUAAUUGUACAAAGACACCCGGAUCAUAGCUUGGGUAAAAACGACACUGUCCUAUUCUGGUCACAUCAUGAGAAAAUUGUAGUGGUUGAUAAUAGAUUGGCAUUUAUUGGAGGACUUGAUUUAUGUUUUGGACGUUAUGACACACAUGCUCACUCUCUUUCUGAUUUCCCUGCAGAAGGGCAUGACCGUGAAGUAUUUCCUGGGCAAGACUAUUCAAAUCCAAGAGUCAAGGAUUUUAUUAACGUAGCUCAGUAUGACAGAACCCUUGUCAACAGAACUACCACCCCUCGAAUGCCAUGGCAUGACGUUACACUUGGUGUAGUUGGCCCUAUUGCUCGUGAUAUAUCAAGACAUUUCAUUCAACGAUGGAACUUUUUGAAGACUACCAAAAGUAUGCAUCGACGAGCUGUUCCUUUUUUGAUGCCCAAGGGGGAGUACGUCGCAGCAAGAGACGAAAGCAAAUUUUCGGGAACGUGUAAAGUGCAGUUACUGAGAAGCUCUUCAAGAUGGAGUAGCGAUAUUGAACGUGAGCAUUCAAUUUAUAAUGCGUAUAUGGAAUGCAUUACUCAUGCUAAGCACUUUAUUUAUAUCGAAAAUCAAUUCUUUAUUAGCACAACGACUGAAGAUAAAUUGCUAAGAAACAAAAUCGCUGAAGCACUAGUUUCACGUAUAAAGCGAGCUCAUGAUAAAGGAGAAAAGUUCCGCGUCUUUAUCAUUAUGCCAUUAAUUCCUGCUUUUGAAGGUGAUUUGGCAUCUAGUGAGGCUUACUCUGCUAGAAACGUGAUGCAUUUCCAGUAUACAACUAUAUCCAGAGGUGGCCAUUCUAUCAUGGAAAAGCUGAGACAGUAUGGAAUCGAUCCAGAUCAGUAUAUCAAUUGGUUUAGUUUAAGAAAUUAUGCAAAGCUAAAGGUGCCACCAAGAACAGAAAAUCCAUUUGAUGACCUUAAUAGAGUACCAACAAAUCAAACGUCAUCUAGCCCACCUAGACGAAAGAGUUAUCCAACCAUAGAUGAUAGAUACAGUUAUGUUACCGAAAUAUUGUAUAUUCACAGCAAGCUGAUGAUCGUAGAUGACAGGAUUGUAUUGAUGGGAUCAGCCAAUAUCAAUGAUAGAUCUCAGCUAGGCAACAGAGACUCGGAAGUAGCGAUGCUUGUCGAAGACACUGAAAUGGUUCAAUCAUAUAUGAAUGGUAAAGAGUAUCAAGCGGCUAAAUUUGCUCACACUCUACGCAUGCAGCUCUGGAAGGAACAUUUGGGCCUACUAAACUUUGAAAGGUGGUCAGAUUUACUAAAGGGCACGGUAGAACGAGAGGUCAAUGAAUUGGGCAUCUCGCGCCACUUGACCAUAUAUCCAAGCUUAGCUCGAUCACACAAUAACGCAGAAGAUAUAAGACAAAUCGAAGCGGAUGAGCCUGUCAAGAUGUUGGAUAGGGCUAGUCGAACCUAUAGUCUUUAUGAUACCUUCAAGUCACAUCGUCAUUUAAAGCGCCAUGAUGCUGCCGUGCUUGAUCCGUUAUCAGAUCGAUUCUACACAAGUAUUUGGAUGAAGCGCGCAACAACAAAUACCAAAGUAUAUCGAAAACUGUUUCGAUGCGUGCCUGAUGAUACCAUUCACACAUAUGAGCAGCAUCGAGCCUUCAUGCCAGAUGAUCCUGGACAUGUAGCAGAUCCUACACUAACAGAGGAGGACAUAUGCCAAGAGCUAGAAAAGAUCCAAGGGCAUAUUGUACUGUUUCCAAAAGAUUAUUUAAAGGAUGAGAAUUUAUUAGCUGGUUCGAUCACGAAUACUGUAGCCCCACUUGUCAUUUUUACUUGACGCUGUUAUAUAAAUCUGUUGCUGUUAUUCCACUUAAAUUAAAUCCAUGCAUGUCCUUUUUGCCUUCAAUUUCCUGUAUCUUUGCUGCGUUUACUUUCAUCUUGUUUCUUGCUUCUUCUAUCUUUUCAUCCAAUAAACAAUAACCUUUCUGUAUUAACUCUUUAGUUUUAUCUGUUGAAAGCUUGAUAAACAUGUCACCAAAGAAUGUCCAUAGUUUCUUUUCGUCUGUCUUUUUUAUGUGAGUUAAUGCUUCUCUAUUAGAAUUACGCUUUCUGUCAAAAUCAAUAACAGCUUGUUUGUUAAUCAAUAUUUCCUCUGCUAAAUGCUCCUUUUCAGCAAGAACUACAUAUAAAGACUAUAUGAGAACUUUGUUGAAAAAUUGAAAGAAGGUCAAGUAC
Molecule: messenger RNA, 3984 nt
Organism: Rhizopus microsporus ATCC 52813
Lineage: Eukaryota; Fungi; Mucoromycota; Mucoromycetes; Mucorales; Rhizopodaceae
Product: phospholipase D/nuclease
Exons: 15
Coding region: 47-3586 (1179 amino acids)
Biological process (GO): cell motility; phosphatidic acid biosynthetic process; intracellular signal transduction
Molecular function (GO): phosphatidylinositol binding; D-type glycerophospholipase activity
Source: RefSeq, a predicted model, not a curated record